Sycon ciliatum is the source of this 1107-nucleotide messenger RNA. RefSeq names its product aspartic and glutamic acid-rich protein-like. Bases 1 to 1107 code for a protein of 368 amino acids. NCBI's taxonomy places the organism in Eukaryota, Metazoa, Porifera, Calcarea, Leucosolenida, Sycettidae. The record is from RefSeq and is a predicted model, not a curated record. The transcript is spliced from 3 exons.
AUGGGGUGGUGGCGUCCCACGGAAGCGGAAAGGUGGUUCUUGACCCGGGAGUUGUACGACUCCUUGUUCUUGACCUGCCCGUAUACAUGUACAAACAAACAAACAAACAAAUCUCUAGACGAAUCCCUAGACGAAUCGCUAGACGAAUCCCUAGACGGAUCCCUAGACGAAUCCCUAGACGAAUCCCUAGACGAAUCCCUAGACGAAUCGCUAGACGAAUCGCUACACGAAUCCCUAGACGAAUUCCUAGACGAAUCGCUAGACGAAUCGCUAGACGAAUCCCUAGAUGAAUCCCUAGAUGAAUCCCUUGACGAAUCGCUAGACGAAUCCCUAGACGAAUCCCUAGACGAAUCUCUAGACGAGUCCCUAGACGAAUCCCUAGACAAAUCCCUAGACGAAUCCCUAGACGAAUCGCUAGACGAAUCCCUAGACGAAUCGCUAGACGAAUCCCUAGACGAAUCCCUAGAUGAAUCCCUUGACGAAUCGCUAGACGAAUCCCUAGACGAAUCCCUAGACGAAUCUCUAGACGAGUCCCUAGACGAAUCCCUAGACAAAUCCCGAGACGAAUCCCUAGACGAAUCGCUAGACGAAUCCCUAGACGAAUCCGUAGACGAAUCGCUAGACGAAUCCCUAGACGAAUCCCUAGACGAAUCCCUAGACGAAUCGCUAGACGAAUCCCUAGACGAAGCACUAGACGAAUCCCUAGACGAAUCCCAAGACGAAUCCCUAGACGAAUCCCUAGACGAAUCGCUAGACGAAUCGUUAGACGAAUCCCUAGACGAAUCCCUAGACGAAUGCCUAGACGAAUCCCUCGACGAAUGCCUAGACGAAUUCCUAGACGAAUCCCUAGACGAAUCCCUAGACGAAUCCCUAGACGAAUCCCUAGACGAAUCCCUAGACGAAUCCCUAGACGAAUCCCUAGACGAAUACCUAGACGAAUCGUUAGACGAAUUCCUAGACGAAUCCCUAGACGAAUCCCUAGACGAAUUCUUAGACGAAUCCCUAGACGAAUCCCUAGACGAAUCCCUAGACGAAUCGCUAGACGAAUGCUUUGAAAAGAUGUGUGAAGCACUGGAUGAUGUGCAGCUCAUCAUGAUCAAUGACUGA